This is a messenger RNA of Aegilops tauschii subsp. strangulata, 2848 nucleotides long. Its product is annotated as amine oxidase [copper-containing] zeta, peroxisomal. Gene Ontology annotation, molecular function: quinone binding; primary methylamine oxidase activity; copper ion binding. Lineage: Eukaryota; Viridiplantae; Streptophyta; Magnoliopsida; Poales; Poaceae. Gene Ontology annotation, biological process: amine metabolic process. The record is from RefSeq and is a predicted model, not a curated record.
CUCGCUCUACAGAACACCCGACGCCCAACCCCAAGCCCUCUCCCCGCUCCUCUCCUCUCCUCUCCCCACCGCCACCACCACCACUCCGGUGUGAGCUAGCCCGGCGCACGAUCCUCGGCUCUCUCGCGGAGAGGACGGGUGCUCGAAACCCUGGCCCGAUCCCGUAGAACCCCUAGACGCGGAGGCCCUGACGCGGGGGAGUGAGAGCGGGAGCGGGGGGAGGACGAAGGCGCGGGGAGGCGGAGGCCUGUGCUGUAUGUCAGAUCGUGGGAUCCGGCGAGGCGGAGACGGCGGAGGAGACUACGGACACGGUCAGCUCGCGAACCCGCUCCAAUGGCCUCAGCUCAGGAAAAGGCGGCGCUCUGCUGCGGGGGCCCCGCGCGCGAUGCCCUCAGGGCGGCGAUCGCCGCGCCGGGGAAGGCGGUCUCCAUGUCCGCGGCCGGCGGUGGCGGUGAGCGCGUCGUCUCCGCUGCCGGGGGCGGCGCCGUGAUGGACGACAUCGGGUCCGCGGCCCAGCCCACUACCGCCAAGGCCUCCUCUAAAGGGAUACCCAUAAUGACGAGAGCUCAAAGAUUCCACCCUUUGGACCCAUUAUCUGCUGCCGAAAUUGCAGUGGCUGUUGCAACUGUAAGAGCCGCUGGAAAAUCUCCUGAGGAACGUGACAGCAUGCGUUUUGUUGAAGCUGUGCUACUGGAACCAGAAAAGAAUGUUGUAGCAUUAGCCGAUGCCUACUUUUUCCCGCCGUUCCAACCAUCACUGCUCCCUAGAACCAAAGGCUCUGCCGUCAUUCCGAGCAGGUUGCCUCCCAGGAGGGCUAAGCUUGUUGUCUACAAUAGACAUUCAAAUGAGACUACCAUUUGGAUAGUAGAACUAUCCGAAGUGCAUGCAGCUACUAGAGGUGGACAUCACAGAGGGAAGGUGAUAUCAUCGGAAGUUGUUCCAGAUGUACAGCCUGCAAUGGAUGCUAUGGAAUAUGCUGAGUGUGAAGCUACUGUCAAAAAUUAUCCUCCAUUUGUUGAAGCUAUGAAGAAAAGAGGUGUGGACGAUAUGGAACUUGUCAUGGUAGAUGCCUGGUGUGCUGGCUACUACAGUGAUGCUGAUGCUCCCAGUCGCAGACUUGCCAGGCCUCUAAUCUUUUGCCGAACUGAGAGUGAUAGUCCCAUGGAGAAUGGUUAUGCUCGUCCUGUCGAAGGGAUCCAUGUUGUUGUUGAUAUGCAGAAUAAUAUUGUCAUAGAGUUUGAAGACAGGAAGUUUGUUCCUCUGCCCCCACCAGAUCAUUUGAGAAACUACACUCCUGGAGAAACUAGAGGUGGUGUUGAUCGAAGUGAUGUGAAACCUCUUAUUAUCAAUCAGCCUGAGGGCCCAAGCUUCCGUAUUAAUGGCUAUUUUGUGGAAUGGCAGAAGUGGAAUUUCCGUAUUGGCUUCACCCCUAAAGAGGGUUUGGUCAUCUACUCUGUUGCAUAUGUUGAUGGUAGCCGUGGACGUAGACCUAUAGCUCAUAGGCUGAGCUUUGUUGAGAUGGUUGUUCCUUAUGGAGAUCCAAGUGAACCACAUUAUCGCAAGAAUGCUUUCGAUGCUGGAGAAGAUGGACUUGGCAAAAAUGCUCAUUCUCUUAAGAAGGGGUGUGACUGCUUGGGUUACAUCAAGUAUUUUGAUGCACACUUCACGAACUUUACCGGUCAUGUGGAGACAAUUGAGAACUGUGUGUGUCUGCACGAGGAGGACCAUGGAAUCCUUUGGAAACACCAAGAUUGGAGAACUGGUUUAGCAGAAGUUAGGCGAUCAAGGAGGCUCACGGUGUCAUUUAUCUGCACAGUUGCCAAUUAUGAAUAUGGUUUUUACUGGCACUUUUAUCAGGAUGGUAAGAUAGAAGCUGAAGUAAAACUUACUGGAAUUCUGAGUUUGGGAGCUCUGAUGCCUGGGGAAUCAAGGAAAUAUGGUACAACUAUUGCUCCUAGUCUGUAUGCACCUGUCCACCAGCAUUUCUUUGUUGCCCGUAUGGACAUGGCUGUUGAUUGCAAACCUAACGAAGCUCAUAAUCAGGUGGUUGAAGUAAAUGUCAAAGUCGAAAGUGCAGGCACAAAUAAUGUGCACAACAAUGCUUUCUAUGCUGAAGAAAAAAUACUGAAAUCCGAGUUGCAAGCAAUGAGAGAUUGUGACCCUUCAUCUGCGCGACAUUGGAUUGUUAGGAACACAAGGGCUGUAAAUCGUACCGGACAACCAACUGGUUUCAGACUCGUGCCUGGUUCAAACUGUUUGCCAUUUGCUCUGCCUGAGGCAAAGUUUCUUCGAAGAGCCGGGUUCUUAAAGCACAAUCUUUGGGUGACACCAUACAAGAGCGAUGAGAAGUUUCCUGGAGGGGAGUUCCCCAACCAGAAUCCACGUCUUCAUGAGGGUUUAGCUACUUGGGUGAAGAAGGAUAGACCCUUGGAGGAAACUGACAUCGUCCUCUGGUAUGUAUUUGGGCUCACCCACAUCCCAAGGCUGGAAGACUGGCCGGUCAUGCCGGUGGAACACAUCGGCUUCAUGCUCAUGCCACAUGGAUUCUUCAACUGCUCGCCUGCUGUCGAUGUGCCUCCUGGCACUUCUGAUGCCGCCGAUGUCAAGGAAGCAGAGUCGCCUAAGGCCAUCCAGAACGGGGCCCUUGUUUCCAAGCUCUAAGCUUGGCAGCUCUCCUCAAAAGAACAAACUGGCAAUAAAAGUUGUUAUCUCGUGGUCUGUUUCGUUUUCUGUAAUAUGUUUGUUUGCUGCACUGAUUGAUUGUGAAUGUUGAGCUGCACAAGUAGCAUCUAAUAAUCUCUGGACUGGCAUAAUGCCUGCAUAAAUAAAAGUGUGUUGUUAUGCCUUC